Molecule: messenger RNA, 1194 nt
Organism: Acipenser ruthenus (sterlet)
Lineage: Eukaryota; Metazoa; Chordata; Actinopteri; Acipenseriformes; Acipenseridae
Product: macrophage mannose receptor 1-like
Exons: 7
Coding region: 1-1194 (397 amino acids)
Source: RefSeq, a predicted model, not a curated record
AUGUGUUCCGAGACCAGCAACAUCACUGAGAGAUACACUCUGAUUGAAGAACUGAAAACCUGGACUGAAGCUCAGCAGUACUGUAGAGAACACCACACCGACCUCGUCAGUAUAAAGAGUGCCAGUGAAAAUGAAGAAAUAGUGAAGAAAGCGCAGGGCAAGACCUUCUGGAUAGGCCUGUUCAAUGAGCCCUGGAAGUGGUCACACCAGGGGGAUAACUACACAUUUCACAGCUGGGGCAGUCAGGACCCAAACAAUUGGGCAGACACUGAGAGCUGUGUGAUCAUGACUAAGAGCUGUUACUGGUAUGAUAUUUCCUGCAACACGCUGUACCCUUUCUUCUGCUGUGAAGGUGGCUCCUCUGGUCAGUGUUUCUAUGACGCAACUGAGAAGACAUGGCAGGAUGCUCAGAGCUACUGCAGAAGCCAAGGCAGAGACCAGCCCAGUGUACAAGACCAGGCCAGGGCUAAUGAGCUUAUAGGUCUUAUACCGUGGUAUAUGAAGUGGAAUUUCUGGAUUGGUCUGUAUCAUGACAAAGAGAACUGGCAGUGGUCCAAUGGAGAUGACAUCAUCUACUUCAACUGGAGAAUAGACCUCUUCUGCGCCUCAGUCAAUUCUGAUGGAGAGUGGGGGGAUUCAGUCUGCAGUGAGCAGAAAGCUUUCAUGUGCUACAGUGAGACCAGCAUCAUCACUGAGAGAUACACCCUGAUUGAAGAACUGAAAACCUGGACUGAAGCUCAGCAGUACUGUAGAGAACACCACACCGACCUCGUCAGUAUAAAGAGUCCCAUUGAAAAUGAAGAAAUAGUGAAGAAAGCGCAGGGCAAGACCUUCUGGAUAGGUCUGUUCAAUGAGCCCUGGAAGUGGUCACACCAGGGGGAUAACUACACAUUUCAGAACUGGAAACCUGGGGACCCAAACAAUGAUGGAGGCAAUCAGAAAUGUGUAAACAUGCUCAAUAGUGGUAAAUGGAUUGACUAUGACUGCAACUCUCAGUUGCCUUUCUUCUGCUAUGAUGAUGCAAUCUCCUCAGAACCUCCUUCAACACUGCUCUCUGAAGCUCCAACCCCUUCAGACCCUCCUUCAACACCGCUCUCUGAAGAUCCAACCCCUUCAGACCCUCCUUCAACACUGCUCUCUGAAGGUAGGGAGUGUAAUCAGUUCAGUUUGAUUGAAAGCCCACAGCAGAAAUGA